Messenger RNA from Aegilops tauschii subsp. strangulata, 1253 nucleotides. The record is from RefSeq and is a predicted model, not a curated record. NCBI's taxonomy places the organism in Eukaryota, Viridiplantae, Streptophyta, Magnoliopsida, Poales, Poaceae.
CUAAUGUUUGCAUGUUUCAGGAUGAUGACAGUACUGUUGAUGGAAUCAGCAGUGAUGAUGGGAGCAGCAGUGAUGAUGAAGCACUGAUGUUGUUCAUGCACCAAAAAAGGAAGAGAAGAAUGAUGCAGAUGGCCUACAUGAUUGGUAUGUACUACUUGGACUCUUACGGUAACAAAGGACCUAGAAGAGUACCAAUACAGUCUGGGCAUGAUUGGGUUAUGACAACACUAGGCAACGAAACUGCUUGUUACAACAUGUUUAGAAUGCACAGACCAGUGUUUGAGAAAUUGCAUAGUGUGCUUGUUGAUUCCUAUGGUUUGAAGUCCACCAAAAAAAUGUCAUCAGUUGAGUCUCUAGGCCUAUUUCUUUGGAUAGUAGGUUCCCCUCAAUCUGUAAGACAAGCAGAAAACAGAUUUGUUAGGUCAUUGGAGACAAUUGUAAGGAAGUUUGAUAAGGUUUUGGAAUGUCUGAUCAAGCUUGCAAAAGACAUCAUCAGGCCAGUAGAUCGUCAAUUCAGAACUGUGCAUUCAAAAUUAAGAUCUAGAAAGUAUGCACCAUUUAUGGAUAAUUGCAUUGGUGCAAUAGAUGGGACACACAUACAAGUUGUGGUACCACUUGCCACUGCUGCCCAGCAUAGGAAUAGACAUAAGGAGAAGAGUCAGAAUGUGAUGUGUGUGUGUGACUUUGAUAUGAGAUUCACAUUUGUCCUAGCUGGUUGGCCAGGAUCAGUGCAUGACAUGAGGGUAUUCAAUGAUGCACGAUCCAGAUUUGAUGACAAGUUUCCAAAACCACCACCUAAUAAGUUUUAUCUUGUGGACUCAGGGUACCCAAAUAGACCGGGUUAUCUUGCACCAUACAAGGGUUUAACCUAUCAUUUCCAGGAGUACCGUGAUGGCACAAUGCCUAGAGGAAAAAAGGAACACUUUAAUUUCACCCAUUCUUCACUUAGAAAUGUCAUCGAGAGGUGUUUUGGAGUCUUGAAGAACAAGUGGAGGAUUUUGUUUCACUUGCCUAGUUAUCCACAGCAGAAACAAAGCAAAAUCAUUGUGGCUUGCAUUGCACUGCACAAUUUUAUUAGACAAAGUCAACUGCCCAAUAUAGAGUUCGACAAGUGUGAUCAAGAUGAAAACUAUGUACCAUUGUCUAUGCCAACGACCACAACAAAUGAUUCAACAAAUGAGAUGGACAAUGCUGCUAUGAAUCAAUUCAGAGCUUGGGUCGCUGAUGGGUUGUGGUCCUUGAAACAACAAUGA